Messenger RNA from Melopsittacus undulatus (budgerigar), 5688 nucleotides. Its product is annotated as transmembrane protein 180. The record is from RefSeq and is a predicted model, not a curated record. The coding region runs from base 111 to 1511 and encodes 466 amino acids. Lineage: Eukaryota; Metazoa; Chordata; Aves; Psittaciformes; Psittaculidae. The transcript is spliced from 7 exons.
CUGCCAAUGAGAAUGAAGGGAAGGUUGGCCUGGGCUAUUACGCCCCGCCCCGGCAGCCGGCUGCGCUGCCUCCCGUCGGUGGAGGAAGAAGACAAUUGUUCUUGCAGACGAUGAAGUUUGUUUGGGGAAUUCAUCCUAAUGCGCUGGCGUAUUCCAUGACUACAUUAGGUGCUGGAAUGAUGAACAGUAUCUUUAACUUCUACUAUGUUAAGCUUUUCCUAAACCAAUACAAGAUUUCAGAAGCAGCAUUUCAUCAAGCACAGGUUGUAUUUAUGAUAUGGAAUGCCAUUAAUGAUCCUCUUUUUGGGUACAUUCAAGAUAACUCCACAUUCACAUGCUGCUCAAGACGCCAGUUCUCAAUCUUAUAUGGAGCUCCUUUGUAUGCAUUAGCCUUUUUGCUUCCUUGGUUUCCUUGGAAACAUUAUGAAGAAGGGGACUGGCAAAGUGGUCUUCACCUCAUCAUUGCGUUAUGUGCUUUUGAUGGCUUGCUGACGUUUGUGCUUCUAGCGCAGUGUGCGCUCUUUGCAGAGAUUUCAACACGACAUGAAAGUAGGCUUCAGCUUAUUAAAUACAACCAAGUAGCAACAUUACUUGGCUCCACAAGCGUUCUCUUUUGUGGUCUCAUAUCACAUAAUAUGGAAAAUUUUGCCUAUUUUCAGGCUUUCGCUGUUUUGGUUGCAGCAUUAGCAACAGCCUGUAUGUGUUACACAGGCAAAUAUAGUACUAGUCAGUAUGAGCAGAGAGAAAUCUGUAUGGAGAAUGCUAAUCUGGAAAAUGGUGAUAGAACUCUCUCCUGGUCCUCAGUAAUUUCAUUGACCAAACAGAUAAUGACAGAGAAAAACUUCCUGCUUUUUGUAGUGAUGAACUUCUUCCAAGUUUUCCACCUAGCCUUCUGCAACAAUUUUAUGAUGAUCUUUGCAGAUAAUCUUAUUCCUAAGGAUGUCCUUUCUUCCUCAUUAAGAAGCAUCAUGUAUGGAGCAGGCUUUAUUUGUCCUCAGUGCCUUGUUCUUCUCAGUCAUGCUUCACUGAAGAAGUUUGGUUAUUACAGAAUCAUCUUGUUUUCCUUCUACUUUGAAGGAGUAGCUGCUGCUGUCAUGUUUAUUCUAGGGUCAGAACACUAUUAUCUGUUGGCAUUUUAUCUCAUGACAAACAUGGUAAUUGUGCAAGCUUCCUUUAGUUUGUUCAAUUUGCCUUUGGCAGAUAUUGUUGAUGCAGAUUUAAUAAAGCACAAGCGGAGAUCACCACUUUCCUCUAUGGUUUUUGGCACCAAUGCUUUAUUUACGAAGCCUGCCCAAUCUUUGGCUCCAAUGCUUGUGGUUACAAUACUAAAUCAAUUUGGAUAUGAGAACCUGAAUAAUGAAGUUGCUCAACCUGAUCCAAGCUUGUUUUUAGGUCUUCAUGAUGCCAUGUUCUAUUUGAUCUGUCUGGUUCCACUCUGCAUUGCAGUCAUCCAGAUCCUGGCGUGGGCUCCCUUUUCAAUCCAGAACAGUCAUGUAACAGCUGUACGCUAAAUUUGUAACAGUUGGUCAGUAAAUCAGACAGUAUGUUCUAAAUGUGAAAAAACAAAAUUGCAUUAAAGGGACUAUUAGACCAAACACACUUUGAGCCAUUUCAGUGAAGAUGCAUUCUUCAGCCUACGAAGAGUAUAACACAGAUCACAUUAAGCCUUACUGCUGAGCCUGCACAGAGAUUUUUCUAGUUCAGUUGUUUUUCUUUAAUGGAAUUUAUCCUUAAUUACUAGAUAAAGCCAUUUCUGGUAUAUAUUGGUCACUGUUAACUCCUUUGAAGAAUGGAGAUCAGUUAUAGGAAUGCCAGCCCAGCACCUGGAAUUCAAGGGAACUGCAUUUUCUUCAGCUUCCUGAAAGAUGGUGAAUUAAUUCUGCUAUACUGAUAGAAUGGCAGAUCUCUGAAGUUUAUCUGGAAGAGCCUGGCGGAUACCCCUCAUGGAUGGCAAAGAGAUGAAGAGAAAAAUUUAGUUGGUGUGUAGCUGGCCAUUAUCCAGGCAAAUCUGACAGCUACCACAGGAAGAGCCAAGAGUAGUUAACUACUCUGUAAAAGUCUAUGUAAGGCUAAAGAAGAAAAAGAUGAAAAUGCUGUUCAGAAAAAGCUGCAUACAUCUUCACUGGCUUUUCGAGUGUCUCUAGUUAUGGUAGGCAGAUGCAGUUUUCUAGGUUUAAAUGGCAAGAUUAUUUUGAAGGUACCAUAUUGUUAGUACUUCAUACAGAAUGUCAUUGUGGUAAGGAAAACCUUAUUGUGUGGAUAUAGUGGUGUUCAGUUAGCUGGACAACUCUAAGUAUAUGCAUACUGAAACUCUACCUGCUUAGUAGUGUGACACUGGCAAACUCGGUGUGCUGACAGUUGAAGCUAAUUAAUUUAUGAUUAAUUAUUGCUAACAUCUUUUCAGUUACGCUUUUAAAUGGAUCCUAUGAUUUUUAUAAAAGUUUAUUUUGACAGAAUUUCAGGAACAUUGAAUCCUCUUUUUUAUUUCACACAAAUUGUAAUGAUAAGUUACUAUGUGUUUUCCUCCAGUAUAUCCAACAUGUAAUUUUGUAAUGAUAGAUAGCUAAGUAUGAAAUAAUAAUUUCAUUUUUGUUCUUUAUCUUGCCUAAGCAAACAAUUUUAGAAGCACCUUUCUUACAGAGUGCCAGUCACUUGAAAGUACAAGAUGCAUUGUACGUAUCCUGAUUUUGAAGUGCUGAGCCAGCUUAUUUCUAAGGCUUUACAUUUAUUGCAAUAGGUAACUUGAAUAGAAGGGAGUGUAAGAGUGCAUUUUGGUGGACACCAGUAUAAUUUGAUUAAGAGGUCUGAGACUGGAAAUACCAGUGUUGAAAAAAAGAAUUUUGUUGCCUCUGUUUUUACAUUUGCAGUGUAGAAACAAUGUUGUCUGCUUGCCUUUUUUGAAGUGCAAAGUGCUUUCAAGGUGAUGAGUGAAAAAAGUGAGAUAGCGUUUUUAAAUAUUUAGAUGUUCCAAAUGAACACUUUGAUAGGAAUAUGAAAAUUUACGUUAAAAUGUAAGAAGGCAGAAGUGUGAUGGCAUUUUGGGUUGCAUUAUCGGUUUUUUAUCUCUGUCUUGUCACAGAUACCAUUAUUCAUUUGCAUUGUAUGUGCUAACAGCAUUAUGUACACAUUCUAGCGUCACUUGUAUUUACAAAUCUAAAGAAUAUUUACACAAAUACGAGAGCAGAUAGACAUAGAUUGUGUGCUUAGAUUCUGAAUUUUAAAAGACCUACUGCACUCUAUGUAUGAAUUUUGUGCUUGAAAAGCAGAAGGAGCAAAAGCCCAAGGAACCUGAUUCAUUCUACAAAACAGUCUUCUUCCUUAUAAUUGCUUUAAAAUGGUGAUGGUAAUAAAUAACUUAAAAUAGUUUUCUUUUUCUUUACUGUUUCUGUAUUUCCUGUAUUUCCUAUGUUCAUCUAAUCCUCAUAGAAUAUAUAUUUUGAUAGGUGAAAAUAGUGUUUCUUAGGUGACUGUUUAUUACUUAGUUCUAAUAUUGAAUUACUAGAACAUAGUGUACAAGUGGGAGAAUGCUGUGCUAUACAACAGGAAAACUAGUAAGUGGUAUGAAGAGUCAAAAUUAUACCAGGAAUUCUUUGAAAUGAUCAGAUUUUUAUUUUUUUUCCUGGAAAAUGUUUGGCAAAUAUACCGUUUUAUUUGCUGAAACAAGAAAGGAGUAAGGGGUGAUAUGACUGCAGGCACAGUUUGAAUAGCCUCUAUAAAAUUCUGAGUCUUUAAGGAAGAGAAAAUAGUGGAAGAUUUCUAAGCAAGACAGCCUUAAGAUAUGAGAGAUUAACUAACUGUGUGGAAUAAACUAGUUCAGAAAACAAAUCUGAGAAAUACAGAAUUAUUUAAUAUGUAAAAUAUUAAUAAUCUUUCAAAUUUAUUAUCUAUUAUUCUCUCAUUUGUCUGUCCUAUUGCUCUUGCUAUAAGGGCAGGAAAAAAGUGUCUUUUGUCACACCAAUAGUCAGUCCAGACGAGGGCUGGAAAACAGCUUUAAAUUCCGGCAGUAGUCUUAUUACAAGAAUAGAAGGUUGGCAGUAUGUUAUGAUUGAUGUCACUUACUCUCCAUUUCUCUGUCACCCACUAAACUUUGUUAUCCUCUGCUAAACCUACAUGAUUGUUUUUGGCCAUGAAUCAAGUAACAGGAUGAUCAAAGGCAAAAGUUCAGUGUCCAGGAACAGCUGGUUUGUCUGCUUUCUCUCCUUAUUAGCUAACAGUAUCUUGAGUUUGAAGUCCUGCUGCUGGAAAAAUGCCCCAAUUUAAUCUUGAUAAUUUAAGAGUGUCUAAAAUAGUCUCAUAACUGAUAAAGAGGAUUUAAAUGUAUGUAAUAUAAAAUAUGAAAUGCUAUGAUAACUUCAGAGAAUUAGAAAUUUGAUGUUUAAAUCCCAUUCUUGGAGUUUCUGUAUAAAUUCUGAGAGUUUGGAUCUUAAUACACCAAUUUAAUUUUUUCUAAUUGAAAAUCUGUAGGUAAAAGCAUCAUUCAAAAGGAUGUUAUCUAAUAGACCCUAUAGAAUGCUAGUCUAAUAUAGACUAAUAUAGUAUAUGACUAGUGAUAUACUGAAAACACUGAAUAAAUGACAAUAAAAACAUAUUUCAUUUUAAGUAAGAAAAAAUUAGUUUUAUUUUUUGUGGAGCUUACAGGCCUCUGUUCUGUUUUGUACAAAAUGACCCUCCUAGUCUCAUGCUGUACUGUGAUUUUGGAACUGCUCAGUAAAUCAUGAAUAUACUAUGUUGACAUGGCUAGUAGGAUGUUUACAUUUGUAUAUGGUUGUGCAGCCUAAUGGGUGCUGUCAGGAAAGACAAGCAGGAAGGGAAGGAACAGUUAAGAUAAGCCACAUUUCCACAAUACUUCUGCACUCUUUCUUAUAAAAUUAAGCCAGCUCAGGCAAAAGCUUGGUAGUACAUACAAACAAAAGAAUUCUAGCUGCUUUUGUAAAGGAACAUACAGUAGACCUGGGGGGAAUUUUCUUAGAGAACUAGACAGACCUACAACUGGGCUUCCUUGAUUACCCUUGUGGGUGAGGAUUUUAGAUAGCUGUCUACGUUUGUUUAUCUUAAAGACCUUUUUCAUAAUCACUUUCUUACUGUUGUUUAAGUAAUGGAUGGGAAAGUUGUUCUAUUGCUGAACUCGAUCAGAAAAAUUGCAGAUUUACAUCUUAGAAUACAUGAGGCUGUGUAGCCAGCCCUGUCACUGUGAGUCCUGCUCCAGAAGACCAGGUUCCUUGUGAUCACCACAACCCAAAUGAUGUAUUAAAACCUUUGGGUAUGUUUGGGACCUUCCUGGACUUUAGGUAUUCAAUUGAUUAAGGAAUUUUCCAUCAAGACAAAAAAAGAAACACUACCUAAAUAGUUGCAGAGAAAGUAAAAACAAAGUGAUUCCUUUUUUUUCUGUAAAUACUCUCCCAGCACACCGGUUGCUUUGAAUGACAUCUGCACAUGCUCACAAACAGCCUUCUGAGAUUGUAAGGCAAUUGGCUACAAUUCCACCAGCCUGUAUGCAAAUGACAGUACAUAAAAAUUGUUACCUAAAUAUGCAUGAAUAGUGUGUUCUUUAUAGCCUGUCAAGAGAAAAAUAUGCUUCCUAUACAGCUACCAUAGCAGAAUAUUAAUAACAAAUGCAACACUGGGUAGGAACUUUGGAAAAUCUCAUUAAAAUGUACCCUGGUUGUAUAACUACAAUGCAAAGACAAA